This is a messenger RNA of Belonocnema kinseyi, 4175 nucleotides long. Its product is annotated as UNC93-like protein. Gene Ontology annotation, cellular component: plasma membrane; striated muscle dense body. Gene Ontology annotation, biological process: regulation of potassium ion transport; regulation of muscle contraction. The record is from RefSeq and is a predicted model, not a curated record. The coding region runs from base 828 to 2558 and encodes 576 amino acids. NCBI's taxonomy places the organism in Eukaryota, Metazoa, Arthropoda, Insecta, Hymenoptera, Cynipidae. Gene Ontology annotation, molecular function: potassium channel regulator activity. The transcript is spliced from 9 exons.
CGAAACGGAUCUCGGCAAUGUCGGUUCGAAACGCGGUGCCUAUUUCACGAACUUUAAUUUUUCUUUUAUCGAAAUAACUUCCUCAACAGAAAAUUGCCCUUCAAAGAAAAUUACUCAGUUUUUCGAUUCUUGGUGAGCGGAGCUAGACAAAUAAGUAGACGUAUGAAAGACGUAAAUAGAGAAAACGAUGUAAACAAUUCGGAUUGGUGUACCAUAUUUUUAAAUGGUUCGAGAGAAAAAAAAAUGAAAAAUGCCUUUUAAAUCAUUCUUCAUUUCCCCGGAAAUUCAUUUCUUAAUCAAUAUUAGAUAUUACCAACGAUUCGAGUUCCUUUUUGCGAACCUCUUGCUAACAGAUGCAACAAAUGCAUUCACACGAAAAGAUAAUUAAUAAAAAAAAAAUCCAUAAAAAUUAAUGUUGCUACAGAUUUUUUAUUCGAAAAAAUUCUUUGUAUCUGAAGUGACUUUUAACUGAAUCGCUGCCAAAGCCAAAAUAAUCAGGUUUAGAUUUUAGAGUUAAGGAAGGUUUGGUACAAAAAUUGAUGGUCUCGGUUGAAAAUGACGUGUCGAUUUAACUAAAGGAACAGAAUUUGUACAAUCUGUGGAUAUGUGAGAAGAAACCUGUGCAGAAUGGAUAUUUAGAGUUUUUUAUGUAAUUAAGGAUCUACGUUUCCGAAGAAAGAAUCUACUCUUAAAAGGAUGCUCUCAAUGGAAGAAGAGGUAUUAUUAAAAGUACAAUAUGGUAGAAGACGUGGGUUGACGAGGAGAAAUUGAAGUAGAAGUAAAACCGAUGGCUCUGUAAAAAGAGUGAUAUCAUAAAAAAAGAAAAGAUGGGGUCGCUGCCAAAUCUGCAUGAACUGUCAAGAGACAAGCUGGAAAGUCCUGUUCACCGACCAGCUCCAAUUGGAGGUCUUGGUCCCUUGAUGUUACCACCACAACCUCCGCCCCUGGCACACACCCACAAACGUGCGAGGAGCAGCGGUCACCACCAUACCUUGUGGGACAAUGAUGCGAUGCUCGAGCAUAUGGCGACAUACUCCCCGAUAUCCUGUCGAUCUGCGAGGGCUUCAGCCUUAUCCUGGAGGCGAAGGGAGUCGAUGAGUUCAUCAGCUGGAGCAUCUUCGGUUCGCCGUUUGAUAGCAGCGGUGAGAACAGCGCCCUCGGGACCAAGACCUCCGAAAAAAGCAGUUUUGAGGCACUGUGCUGCACUGCUCUUGGGUCACGCUACGAGUUCGGCUGCAAUCCUGCCCAUAUUUCCCCUACAAGCUGGGCUUGGGGGUUUUGAUCCAUUUUUGGGUCCAGCUUUGCUGGCUCUGCUCUUCGCAGCCGCUACUUUAGCUACUUGUUUUGCCCCCAUCAUCACUCAGAAGCUUGGCACUAAUCUAACUGUCAUCUUUGGACAUGUUGUCACCAGCAUCUUUGUUGGCGCCCAUCUUUACCCCAGGUGGUACGUCCUGGUGCCAAGUUAUGCAUUGCUGGGAAUCUGGAUGAGUCCAGGGUUUUUGGCAAGAACCUCACACGUGAACGUCUGUGCAGCUAGUCUUGGUCUUGUAUGUGCGGAUCCUGAAGAUCCAGAUGAUACAAGAAGAGAUUGUUUGUUGAGAAGACUGAACAGAAGCAUGAAAUUGGCAGAGGAUAUGGGCCUUGCUUUUGGUUGCUUUAUAGCAUCGAUCUUGAUUCGAAUAACAGACAUGACGCCCAUGAAUUUGAUGCUGGAUGGAGAAUCGGAGGAAGAAUGUGGCGCAGAAUAUUGUCCUGAGAAAAAGAUGCACUUAUACAAUGAAGAUAAUCUGCAUAAUGAAACUAUAUUUGAAGCAACGAUACCACCUGGAACUUCAAAAAUAAUAGUCAGUGUGUGGCUGGGUCUUGCAGUCCUUGCAAUUGGCACUUCUUGUGCAUUCCUGGAUUCGAGAUUAAAAGAGCCACAGAAUGUUAACGAUAGGGUUAGCACGGAUAAUUUACUGAAAUCCGUGAAAAGCGCCUUUCAAGACCCAAAAUUGCAAUUAGCAGCACCUCUCAACUUAUUUGUCGGAUUAGAGCAGGGCUUUAUAUACUCUGACUUUACGGAAGCUUACGUUGUUUGCGCUUUGGGAGGUGCUGGUCCAGUGAGCCUGAGUUUCCUGAGUCUUGCCUUACUUCAAGCACUUGCGGGUGCAACACUUUCUAUGUUGAUGAGGCAUAUCAAACGAUAUUAUGUCAUUGCCGUCGGAUUCGCCUUUCAUGCCUGUUUGUUAUUGGUGCUGGUGACCUGGAGACCAGCAGGUGACGAUCCGGCACUUUUUCACGUGAUAUCAGCAGCUUGGGGUGUCUGUAAUGCCAUCUGGGAAACCCUAAUAUACACUCUAGUUCUAGGACUAUAUACGAAUUCGUGGCAAGGUCCCCUCGCGACAUCCUUAUUUUGGAGGUGGUUGGGACUCGCCCUGGCCCUAGGACUUCACGGUUUGGUCUGCACUCGAAGUAGAGUUCUCGGAUUGGCUGUAAUACUUUUACUUUCUGUGGUGCCCUACACUUGGCUCGAAAUACGAUUGGCCAAAAGAGGGAAAAGCCUUGCACCUUUGUGACCGCGUAUGUCGAAAAAUCACAACGGCGAAAAUUCGCACAACGACUGAGAACGGUCCGUUCCAUCCAGUUUAAGGAGAAGUCGGUCUGCUUCGGUGAGAAGUGGUAGCACUAAAGCAAGUGGAAGGAACGCUAACAUUUUUAUCUGCCACACCAGAACUUCCGAAAGCUCUGGCAAUGAGCAAGCCUCAGCUUUUCGGAUGACUUAAUUUCGCAUUUAUUUCUAAUCUUACAUAAAUCACUUUUUAGAUUCAAUCAACUAGAUUCUAAAAUAACUUAUUCAUUAAAUUUAUUAUAACUUAUGUUUUUAAAUCGUUUCACAGUCUUCCUUUUUAAAAAAAAAAAGUCUUCAAACAUAACAAGAAUAUUGAAAAUGGAAACCCAGCGAGUUAAAACUAACUCAGAUUUAAAAGUUAAUUUACAAAAUUAAAAAUAGACACUUGUUGGUAAAUCAAAAAAAUCUAAAUUUUUUAAAAGAAUACAAACGGGGCUGCUUUUGUAUGCAUUUUAAAAGUUUCUUCCAAAAAAUUUGAAAUGCCCAGUAGGAGAAUAAAUCCGGUAUCCGUUAAACAAGAAAACAAAACGAAAUCGUUCAAUAUCAGCAAGACAAUCACGAAAUAGAAUUUAGUUUAGUCAAAAAAUGUCUAUUAUCUGAAAUACGUACAUAGCUUGAAUUUCUGAACUGAAAGUAUUUUCACUACGCUUAAUAUCUACAGAGAAUAUCGACCAAGUAAUUUUUCUUUUUACAAAAUCUACGAAGGUCCUGAGUUACGUUGGUAUUUGGAUUUGAAUUUUUAGAGUUGAACUGAAGUCAAUUGUCAAACGUUAUUUCUUAGUAACUUACUAUUUUGAAUGCUCACUAUUUCCUAAGCAUGAAAACCAUUUGUUAUAAAAAAACUGGUGCUCAAAAAAGGUAGAAAACAACCUAUUGUUAAAAUGUUGAAAACACUCUCAAAAAGCAAAAAAGAUGAACAAAAAGAAAAAUUCAAAAACCGAAAAAAAAGGUUGAUUACUUUGCUUUUACUUUGGCCUAUUUAUUUCAUGUUGAGCAAUAAAAAAUUGUUAUGUUUAUACAAGUUUUUAACAUUUUUUUAAAAAAGAAAUUCGCGCGAUUCCUUCUGUGAAGAAAAAUGUUCCUCUAAACAUAAGAUCUGUUAAAUAGUCAUACACAUAUAUGUAAAUACAGCAAUAUCCAUCGCUAACUUUGAAUACUUGCAUUUUUUAUAGUUAAAGAGUAAAUAAAAUAAUUUAGGUUUAAAGUUAAGUAACGUUUUCAUAGAUUAAUUGUAAAAAUUCUUGAUCAAGUCAUGCUCGGCAGAGAAUUUCUAGAGACGAAUUACAAAAAAAAACUAAUGCGUUAAAAACGAAUCUCGAAAACUAUAAAUAAGUUUUUGAAAAUGUACUGUUCAAUCUAGAAAUAUUACUCGUAUUUUCCAUGCUUUAUUGAAUACUUCUGCUACAUCCGCCGUUUUAAAUAUCAUCUCUUCUAACUGGAUGGAACGCUUCAUUAUGACAAAAACACGUUCUGAACAAUUUAAUAGGUGUAUAUUAUUUAUUAUAUGGCCAACUGUACGAAUUGCGAGCGUUAUUAUAAUCGAUGAGACUGCUUGUUCGACUUU